AGACGCAAGAGCUCUAGUUAUGAGGCCCCAACUCCUCCUGGUGCUGCUCUCAGGGGUCCUGACCCUGCCUGUGACCAGGAAGGGCCCCCACUCCCUGAGGUAUUUCUACACCGCGAUGUCCCGGCCCGGCCUCCGGGAGCCCCGCUACGUCGCGGUGGGCUACGUGGACGACACGCAGUUCAUGCGGUUCGACAGCGCCUCAGCGACUCAGAGCGCGGAGCCGCGGGCGCCCUGGGCGGAGCAGGAGGGGCCGGAGUACUGGGAGGAGCAGACGCGGAUCCUCAGGAGCAACUUACCGGUGUACAGAGACAGCCUGAGCAACCUGCGCCGCUACUACAACCAGAGCGAGGAGGGUGAGCGGGCGGUCAGGGGCCAGGUCACGCCCACCACGGAGGGUCGGGAACCCCGGACCCCGGGUCCGAUCGUCACUCCGAGAUUAGUGGUCCCGCCCGAACCCCGAAAGAGCGGGCGGGGCCGUCGCCCCUAGGUCAGUUUCUGUUUACUCCCUGAGGAGGUGGGUGCCGGCUGCGUGACCGCCGGGCUGACCUGCGGGACAGGGUUUCACACCCUCCAGAGGAUGUACGGCUGCGACGUGGGGCCCGACGGGCGCCUCCUCCGCGGGUACAGUCAGUUAGCCUACGAAGGCGCCGACUACAUCGCCCUGAACCGGGACCUGCACUCCUGGACCGCGGCAGACGUGGCCGCUCAGAUGACCAAGCGCAAGUGGGAGGCUGAAGGAAUAGCAGAGGUCGUGAGGAGCUACCUGGAGGGGGCGUGCGUGGACUGGCUGCGCAGAUACCUGGAGCACGGAAGGGAGAUGCUGCAGCACUUAGAUGCUCCAAAGACACACAUAACGCACCACCCCAUCUCAGACCAUGAGGUCACCCUGAGGUGCUGGGCCCUGGGCUUCUACCCUGCGGAGAUCACCCUGACCUGGCAGCGAGAUGGGGAGAACCUAACCCAGGACACAGAGCUGGUGGACACCAGGCCUGGGGGGGAUGGAACCUUCCAGAAGUGGGUGGCUGUGGUGGUGCCUUCUGGAGAAGAGCAGAGAUACAUGUGCCAUGUGCAGCAUGAGGGGCUGCCGGAGCCCCGAGUCCUGAGAUGGGAGCCCGCUCCUAAGUCCUCCACCACCACUGGGGACCUCAUUGCUGGCCUGAUUCUCCUUGGAGCUGUGCUCACUGGGGCUGUGGUGGCUGCAGCUGUGAUGUGGAGGAAGAAGUGCUCAGGGUCCUGCCUGCGUUGCCUCCGGACACCUCAAAAGUUGGAGCUGGUCUCUGACAGAGUGCGGUGACAAGAUCUUCUAUGCAGAGAUCAAGCUGCGACUUCUCUUUAGAAACCUCCAUCCAACUUCUGUGCAGUAUCAAAGGCGAAAGGUGGGAGAGUAAAUGUAGGAAACCAGUGCUGCCUCCAGAAUACGUUGGGGGAUGAGAGGGAAGCUAGAAACUAAUAAGAAGUUGAUGGGACUGUGCAUAUUUAGAGAUGGACUUUAUAACGUUUCCUACUGCUGGGUUGUGAGAAAGUUGUCAAGUGUGACACCCAGUGUCAGAUUGUACAGGCAGAGAGGUGGAGCCUGCAGUGACAUGGGGAAGACUCCAGAAGAACCAUUUGUAGGCAUCCUCGGUAUUUGGUUUAAGAAAUAUAAAUCUGAGCUCUCUUAGAAAUGCAGUGAUGGUGGCAACAGGAGAGACAAGUGUGAAUACAGAUAAACUAUUGUAAAAACGACAAAAAUAAGGAGGCUUUUCUGUGACCAGACCCGACUUGUUCAGCAGGGAAGAAUUCCUUUUUGACCAAAAGAUAACUACCUCUGGGAAAAACAGCAACAUCCGGUCGCCAUCCUAAAAACCAUUGUAACUUCCUCGUUCCAUGCCUCUGAAAUGUACCCCCUCCCUUCCCUAAAAUACUGUUUAAAAACUGCUCACUGUAAUAGCUCGGGGCUCUUGGCCUUCCUCUUGCCUCAAGCCCACUCACGAGUGUAUUAAAUUCUUUGCAUUUUUCUGCAGUUCUGAAUUUUUGAGUCUUUGUCGGUCUGUCGUCGGUUCUAACUCUUUUCACUAUCUGAGUUAAGAAAUAGAUCUGGGCUGAUAUGGCGUAAAGAUAUUUGUAGCCUUGAGCAUGGAAGGGUCCCCAGGAGUGAUGACUGAGGAAGAGAAAGGCUGGACACUAGAUAUAUGUACUCUUGUGUUUACUGCAAAGAUCCUUACAAUGGCCAAAGCAUGAAAUCAACUUGUGUGCCUAAAAUAGAUGAGUAGAUCAAAGUAUGUGGUAUAAGAUACACAACGGUCUACUACUCAGCUGUGAAAAAUGAUGAAAUCUUAAAUUUAUAACAUCAUGGAGGAACUGGAAGAAAGCAGACUCAGUGGAAUCAGAAGGAGCACAACAAAUGCUAGGUGAUUUCAUUGAUGUGUGUGACAUGAAGCAACAGUGCAAAGGAGGAGCUAAAACCAAACUAAACUCCUGGAGUCUGGCUGCAGAACUGAGGCUACCAGAGUGGGGGGCAGUGAGCAUGGGGAGCAAAAGGGGCUAGAGGGUCCAAAGCACUAGGAUUGAAGACUGUGGGUACUUUGAGGGUAGGAGAGGUGAGGUAACACCUGAGGAGGUGUGAAGCUGUACCAAUGAAUCAUGUACAAUGUGCAAAUGUAUCUUACCUUACAAAAAUGCAGUAAUAAAUAAAAUGAAACUUUUCA
Messenger RNA from Condylura cristata (star-nosed mole), 2687 nucleotides. RefSeq names its product HLA class I histocompatibility antigen, B-39 alpha chain-like. Gene Ontology annotation, cellular component: external side of plasma membrane. Gene Ontology annotation, molecular function: signaling receptor binding; peptide antigen binding. The record is from RefSeq and is a predicted model, not a curated record. NCBI's taxonomy places the organism in Eukaryota, Metazoa, Chordata, Mammalia, Eulipotyphla, Talpidae. Gene Ontology annotation, biological process: antigen processing and presentation of endogenous peptide antigen via MHC class I via ER pathway, TAP-independent; positive regulation of T cell mediated cytotoxicity; immune response.